Messenger RNA from Suillus plorans, 2412 nucleotides. RefSeq lists its product as uncharacterized. Lineage: Eukaryota; Fungi; Basidiomycota; Agaricomycetes; Boletales; Suillaceae. The transcript has 2 exons. The coding region runs from base 1 to 2412 and encodes 803 amino acids. The record is from RefSeq and is a predicted model, not a curated record.
AUGAAUGAUGCCAAUGGAGGCGAAGGAAAAUUACGAGGAUUAGUUGAAAAUGUUCCACUCUCGUGCGGAGCAGUUCAUACUAAAGCUAAUCUCUACGUUGGAGACCAUGUACCUUUCAAUUUGCUACUAGGAAGACCAUGGCAACGCGGAAACUAUGUUAGCAUUGACGAAAGACAGGACGGAACAUGGCUCGUAUUCAAAGAUCCACAAAAUGUUCAAGCGACACACGAAAUGUUAUGUACCCCAGAUGGUAUCAAUCCAGAAUGGGUUUUUGAACCGUCAACCUGGCUCGGUUCAAAAUUCCCUAGCAGUUUCAUGAUUUUUGAUGAAGAAAUGGUUAUCGAUUCUAAGUCAGAAAUGUCAAAUUUUGACUUACCUAUGGAUAACAUGGCUGGAAUAUUACCUAAUACACCAGUCACUCGAAACUCUACAGAAAUAUCGAAUUUUUGCGGAUUACAUAAUCCCAGUUUUUCAAAAACACAGAAUAUUCUGGAAGAAAGUGAUAUCAUAGGUGAUGUCACAGCUCUAGACCACCAAUUUGAAUUUAUACCUACUCUAUAUGGUAUAAAAGCACCCAGAAACCACUCUAUGAAAAAUAACCCCCCAUAUUCUCUCUCUCAAAAUUUGCAGCCGGCCCACUUACCUAAUUUGGAAAUUCGGGUAAGCGGCAUGCAAAACGCUACCGACUCUCUGAGUGCCAUUUUGGGCACCGCCGGAAGUUACCAGCUGAGUUUGAAUUCUCAAAACAGCAAAACGUUGACGCUACAGCUACAUCCAGUUCCUAGCGCUACCUCUCCCUCACACAAAUCUCUACUCCCCUCUCCUGUUUCUACUCCCAUCCAGCCAGCUACAGCCAAAACUGGAUGGGAGGAGUCCUUUUCAUCUUCUGGCGACCUUGACUUGACCUAUCCGGAUGACGCCGGACCUUUUGGAGACGCCGCCAAGUUGGAAGAAGGAGGAGAUUUAGUGGAAGAAGAACAUAAUGCUACUUUGCACAAUGUGCUUGAUCCCACCACCAUCUACUUGCCGACUCCAAGUGUUCCGCCUCUGGCGCAUCAGGUAUUGUGCGCCCCCGCUACUCCUACUCCCACACCUGCAAUAGGACCUGACCCCACCAAUUCCCCAUCCCUUCCAGCUCUCGACGCUUCCGCUAUGGACUGCGAGCCGCCGCCGCAGGUCCUAACAGCGAUCAAUGUCCUUCCGGAGCCGCCGCCUCAAGUUUUUACAGCGCUUAACGUCCUAUCCCCUACACAUACUACCUAUCCCACCAGUACUAUAUUAAAUACUGGUACCGCUACUACGAGCUUCCCUAAUCCUUUCGCGCCGCUUCCAAUUCCUACUCCCCAUCUUAGUGAAGCCGCAUGGCGCCCAGUUUCCCCACUAUCUACAUCAUCAACUAUAUCUGACCAUCCUAUCCCCCAACCUUAUAACGAAAAACAUGUCCGCACUUCGGUAGACUCGCCUAGCAAUGAACUUUGGAUUGAUGCGCGUCGCGUCGUCCAUGUCACUACUAUUCCUGAUGGCCCGCACCAAGUACCAUUUAUCAACCAAGUCCGUGUAUUGGAAGCCCCCGCUAAGUCUAUUCGCACUAGUCCUCCUCCACCUUAUGUUUCGCAUCGCGCGGACGCAAAUGCGACUCACACUACUACUAUCUUACCAGUACCUGACAACCACCAGUAUCUUUUGGACUAUUUUGCGACAGACUUACCUACCACGUCGGACCAUCACACUCCUAUGCUAGACAAAGUCGCCAACGCUUAUCAAGACUAUACUGAAUGUCAAGACAACCUUUGUGCCUUGGAUUGGGACUCGAGAAUAUUGUCAACACACCCUUUCGUCGACGAGGUCACUGAAUCCUUCCCUUCUGCAGGACCAAGAUCCGAACGAGACUGGGAGGAUCGUGCACAGGACCUUCUCGAUCAUCGUGUUCAUAGUCGUGCCCUCAUUGCAAUGCUCGAAGACAAUAUUUUGUCUCGCAUGUUAGAAGAAGGACUUCGACGUCCUGGAGUCCUCGCAUGUGAUCCCAAUCAACGCAUUGGCACCCAUGUACCACCAACACACUACCAAGCUGAACAUCCUCCUAUCAAUCCAUUUUUUACUCUCGACGAGACUGAUUAUUUGAGCUCACUUGCAGCUGUAGCUGAUUUCCACGGAGAGCAUAGACUUGCAACUUCCGUCGAAGCAGCUCUAUUGAUGCCAUAUCCUGAUCCUGACAUUGUGCAUGCUCUAGUCCAGGAAGGAAUGCUCGAUGGACAUAGUGAGAGCCAAGUAAUUUCGUUCGCUCGUGCUCGAGAUCGUGCACUAGGGAUACAACGAGUUUGUCUUUUCAUGGUUGCAUAUCAUCCCUUUCGGUCUUCGACUCUUGCUGAUACAUCACAGCUCCGUUUUACUAUCUGUUACAAUAACAUGUAA